Eutrema salsugineum is the source of this 1869-nucleotide messenger RNA. RefSeq names its product FBD-associated F-box protein At4g13985. The record is from RefSeq and is a predicted model, not a curated record. Gene Ontology annotation, molecular function: protein binding. Lineage: Eukaryota; Viridiplantae; Streptophyta; Magnoliopsida; Brassicales; Brassicaceae.
AACCAUAAACGGAGAAAUCACACUGGAGAGUGGAGAAGAAAAGUGGAUACGAUCACAUUCCGCCGGAAAAUCACUCGACCUCGCUCCAUUUUGAGCUAAUAUGUUUGUGCGAGACUGCUAAUUCGCUAUUAUCAUAGGCAGAUUUCUGUCAUUCGAUUCCUUUUGCCGAUUGAAUAUCUGAAAUCUCUUUCAAAAUAUGUGUCAAGAUUUACUCGAUUCGAUGUUUUCCUAGGCAGAGAACAUGGAAGAAAAAAAAGCGAAACGUGUUCGUAAGAAACGAUCGGGUUAUAAAAAAGGGGAAGAUGAUAUGCUGACAAACUUGCCAGUGGCCUUGCUACAUCAGAUUCUCUUGAAUCUUCCCACGAAGGAUGUGGUUAAGUCUAGUGUGUUAUCCAGAAGAUGGAAAAAUAUCUGGAAAUAUGUACCUGGGUUGGACUUGGAGUGUCGUGAUUUCUUCGUGCCUGGUUACCAGUAUUGUGAGUGUGGUGACUAUGAUGAUAUCUAUGAGUGGGAUGGGUAUGAUAAUAUCUGUGAGUGUGAGGAUUUGAGCUUCAAAGCUUUUGCGGGUUUUGUCACUAGGUUUCUGCGUUUUAAAAGCAAGUCGCGCAUACAAAAUUUUAGUUUUAGUGUUAACUGGUGUGCUGAUGUUGAGCUUGAUGUUGAUUUUUUCACCUGGUUGAUCAACGCUGUUAUUAAGCGGAAAGUGAAACAUCUCGAUCUUGUGGGCAAAACUUGGGGGCAAGAUGAAGUGGAGAUACCCAGAACAGUUUACACUUGUGAGAGCUUGGUCUCCUUAAACCUACGUGACGUAGACUUGCCUAAUCCCGAGCGUGUGUCUUUACCUUCUCUCAAAGUCAUGGUUCUAGACGAGGUUGUGUAUAGCGACGAUCGGGCUUUCGAAAUGCUGAUCUCAGGCUGCCCAGUUCUCGAAAGCUUAUCUAUAACAGUAGAUUAUUUCUAUGGCAACAAUGUCAAAACAUUUCGAGUGUGUUCUCAGUCUCUUUUGAGCUUCACUUAUGUUGGUCACGAUCUCUUUGGUAGUUUUCGAAAACUAGCUGCUGUACUUGAUGCUCCCAGACUUGAGCGGCUGAGGAUAGAUGAUCACCGAACUUCAAGUUUCAUUGUAAAAAAUCUUGGUUCCCUUGUAGAGGCGGAUAUUGAUAUUGCAUUUAACUUGAGUUCCGAAAGGAAGCUCGAUGCAGAUGAUCUACCAAAGAGAGAGAUGAUUCGUAAUUUUCUUGUCGGGAUUUCUUGUGUCAAAGAUAUGAAAAUCUCGUCGAAUACUCUUCAGGUUAUAUAUGAUUACUCAAGAUAUGAACCACUACCCCUAUUCCGUAACCUAUCUUUCUUGCAUGUUCAAUUCUCCGGCUACAGAUGGAAAAUGUUGCCAGUCUUUCUUGAGAGCUGCCUGAAUCUAAAGUCUCUUAUCUUGGGAUUUUUUUUUAAACCAUGGGAGAAGGGAGCUUGUAGUAUUGUACCUGGACAUCGGCGGUUUCUAUCAUCUCUCGAGUAUGUGAAGAUUGUAAGGCCAAUGGGAGAGGAGGCGACAGAGACUCACCUGAAACUAGUGAAUUUAUUAGAGAACUCUACAAUCCUCAAGAAACUCACACUAUGCUUAAGUGAUUUCUUCGAAGAAAAGGAAGAAACUGCAAUCAUCAAGAAACUCCUGGCCAUUCCAAGACUCUCUAGCUCAUGCGAAGUUCACAUUCUGUGAUCCUUGUAGUCUUCAAUGAUGAGCAUUACAAUAGUUGUCUUUUGAGUAAUUAAGUUAUGGUGAACUAUAUGUUUUGUGUCAUAAAUUUGAUCUAUCGUAACUUGUAAGAGAAUCAUAUGUUUUGGUAAUUUUGUCUAGAAUGAAUGUUAUUAUGC